AGAAUGGUGUCAAGGGGAGCCCGUGAUAAGACGGAGAUGUGCCUGGCUAGGAAGAUGGGUGGAGACAACGUUGAGAAGUAAGCAAAGGCAGGGCCCAUGAGGCCCUCUUUUCCUGGUGGCCACACUCUCUGAACCCCAGAGGCAGGCCCAGAGGAGCUGCACUAUCCUGAACAAUUUUUGACAUAUGGUUUGCUCCCCCCUCCCCAUCUCUGGACAGAUAACCUUUUCACAUUCUCCUGUAAUUCCUUUGUGUCUAUAAUACACACAUACACUACCAAAGUUCUUGAGUUCUUGAGGAUAGAAAGCCUUGAUUCUUUUUCAAUUCUGAGGUCCCCCAACCUCUUUGUUCUCCCCAGGGCCCUGAAAUAAUAGGCUUCAAUAUGAAAAUGUGUUCAAUUGAAAUAAUGACAUGGCUUUAAGCAUGUUACUUCAGUUUCCUCUCCUGUAAAAUGGGGAUAAUCAUAGAUUGUGAUAAGGAAAUGAGAUAAAGGCUAAAAAAUGGAAAGUCCAGAUAACCUGGGCCGUGAUAGGUCACUGGUGUUCCUGCUAAGAGCUGGGAGCCCCCUGAGCUACUGUGAAAGGCUCUUUUCCUCCUUGAUCAGGGAACCCCCUAUUGACUCCGCUCAGGCCACCAUAGAGCCUCAGUUUCCUCCUCUGAGGGGAAUUAAUGGAGAAAGAGGGGCCUUACACCUGUCUUGGUAACCAGGGGGCAGAGGCUGCCACAAAUCCCUUCUGGCUGCGUGUCCCCUCAGCCCAAACUCUUGUUGCCAUGAGUUAUUUCAGUUAAACCAUUUUUAGCCUGUAGAAUGUUCUCUCUCUUGGUCUGCCUUGGCAGCCCCUGCUCCCACCCCACAACCCAGGCUUCGGAGCCCUAUCCCCACGUUGGAGUCCCAACAAAGGCAGGCCCCAGGGGACCAGCUGCCACCAAAUCCGAGAUAGGGCUUUCCAGAAGCGGCUGGCAGAGCCCCUGGGAGAUGGAAAGUGCCCAGGAAUCCGGAGACCUUCACUGGCAUCUGGGUUCCCCCGAGAACCUGCUUCCACUGGAGACAGAGAGCAGGGUGCCAUCUCAGCCACCUCGCUGUUCCCCCGUCCUCUUUUUUUCCCAGGCUGUGGAAGGCAAAGGGUUAAAUCCCAUAGAGCUGAUGCUCUGACUCCAGGCUAGAGGGGCCCGGGAAGCUGGGGUCACUUCCUGCUCUGUCCCAGUCACCCUGAACUGGUCCCCGGGUCCUCAGCCUGGGAUCACCCUUUGAGGAGGACCCCAGCGUCCUCGGCGUCUAGCCUGCCCCCCCGAGGUAGGGCAUUCAAGGGGUUAAGUCCCCUGGGGCUGAAUUCUGCCUUCCGGCCUUUCCCAGACCCCAGAGCCGGUUCCUGCAACACUGGGCAGUCCUGAGCUCUGGGAUGGAGCCUGAGGCGGCACUGUGGGGCCCAGAUCUGCAGGGUCCUGAGCAGAGCCCCAGCGAUGCUCACAGAGGUGCCGACAGUGGGAACGAAGAGGAGAGCCCUCAGCAGGAAAGUUCUGGGGAGGAUAUCAUCUUGGGAGAUCCAGCUCAGAGUCCAGAAUUCAAGGACCCAUCAGAGAUGCCCCUGGAGAGAGCCUCCCAGGAUCCCUCAGUCCCCCAGGAUUCCCCAACCCCACUGGGUGACUCCAACCCCUUGGACCAUCAGACCCCUCUGGAUACCCCUACCCCUGAAGUAGUACCCACCCCAUCUGACUGGACCAAGGCCUGUGAGGCCAGUUGGCAGUGGGGAACCCUGACCACAUGGAACAGCCCCUCAGUCCCAGCUAAUGAGCCCAGCCUGCGGGAGCUGGUGCAAGGCCGCCCAUCUGGGGCGGAGAAGCCCUACAUCUGCAACGAGUGCGGCAAGAGCUUCAGCCAGUGGUCCAAGUUGCUCCGGCACCAGCGCAUCCACACAGGUGAGCGGCCCAACACCUGCUCUGAGUGCGGCAAGAGCUUCACCCAGAGCUCGCAUCUGGUGCAGCACCAGCGCACGCACACUGGCGAGAAGCCCUACAAGUGCCCCGACUGUGGCAAGUGCUUCAGCUGGAGCUCCAACCUGGUGCAGCACCAGCGCACGCACACAGGCGAGAAGCCCUACAAGUGCACUGAGUGCGAGAAGGCCUUCACCCAGAGCACCAACCUCAUCAAGCACCAGCGCUCGCACACAGGCGAGAAGCCGUACAAGUGCGGUGAGUGCCGGCGGGCCUUCUACCGCAGCUCGGACCUCAUCCAGCACCAGGCCACGCACACGGGUGAGAAGCCCUACAAGUGCCCCGAGUGCGGCAAGCGCUUCGGCCAGAACCACAACCUCCUCAAGCACCAGAAGAUCCACGCUGGUGAGAAGCCGUACCGCUGCACUGAGUGCGGCAAGAGCUUUAUCCAGAGCUCAGAGCUGACCCAGCACCAGCGCACGCACACCGGCGAGAAGCCCUACGAGUGCCUGGAGUGUGGCAAGAGCUUCGGCCACAGCUCCACCCUCAUCAAGCACCAGCGGACUCAUCUGCGCGAAGACCCCUUCAAGUGUCCGGUGUGUGGCAAGACCUUCACACUGAGCGCCACGCUGCUGCGGCACCAGCGCACGCACACUGGGGAGCGGCCCUACAAGUGCCCCGAGUGUGGUAAGAGCUUCAGUGUCAGCUCCAACCUCAUCAACCACCAGCGCAUCCACCGCGGCGAACGGCCCUACAUCUGUGCCGACUGCGGCAAGAGCUUCAUCAUGAGCUCCACCCUCAUCCGCCACCAGCGCAUCCACACAGGUGAGAAGCCCUACAAGUGUUCCGACUGCGGAAAGAGCUUCAUCCGCAGCUCCCACCUGAUCCAGCACCGGCGCACCCACACGGGCGAGAAGCCCUACAAGUGUCCGGAGUGUGGCAAGAGCUUCAGCCAGAGUUCAAACCUCAUCACCCAUGUGCGCACCCACAUGGAUGAGAACCUCUUCGUGUGUGCCGACUGCGGGAAGGCCUUCCUGGAGGCGCACGAGCUGGAACAGCACCGAGUGGUCCACGAGAGGGGGAAGACCCCAGCCCGAAGAGCUCAGGGUGACACCCUACUGGGGCUCGGGGACCCUGCCCUGCUGACCCCACCUCCCGGAGCCAAACCACAUAAGUGUCUUGUCUGUGGAAAAGGAUUCAAUGAUGAGGGCAUUUUCAUGCAGCACCAGAGGAUCCAUAUUGGAGAAAACCCCUACAAAAAUGCAGAUGGCCUCAUCGCAAACCCAGCCCCCAAGCCGCCUCAGUUCCGACCUCCGAGGCUCCCUUUUGGAGGGAAUUCCUAUCCAGGUGCUGCAGAGGGCAGAGCUGACCCUCCUGGACAGUCCUUUAAGAUGCCUGAUGGACAGGAGUGCUUCAGCCAGAGGCUAGGCCUGCUCUCCUCCAAGUCCUACAUUUGUUCCCACUGCGGAGAAAGCUUUCUGGAUCGUGCUGUGCUCCUCCAACAUCAGCUCACCCAUGGCAAUGAAAAGCCCUUUCUCUUUCCUGAUUAUAGGAUUGGCCUAGGGGAAGGGGCUGGUCCCAGUCGCUUUCUAAGUGGGAAGCCCUUUAAAUGCCCUGAAUGCAAAAAAAGCUUUGGCCUCAGCUCUGAGCUGCUGCUGCACCAGAAAGUCCAUGCAGGUGGGAAACCCCCGAAGAGUCCAGAGCUGGGGAAGAGUUCUUCUGUCCUCCUGGAGCACCUCAGGAGCCCCCUGGGGGCCAGACCUUACAGAUGCUCAGAUUGUGGGUCCUGCUUCCUUGAUUGCCUGGCCCUCACCCAGCACCAGGAGACCCACACCCCAAAAAAGUCCCCUGGACCCGAGGACCCCCUUCCAGAGCCAGCCACGCAGUCCACAAACCAGGAAGAUGAGGGAGAGGCCCCAACCCUAAAAGGAAGCAGCAGCCACCAGGAAGGGGAAGGGGAAAACCCCAAAACCCUCUUGGAAAAAAAACCCUAUUUGUGCCCUGAGUGUGGAAAUGGCUUCAAAGAAGUCGCAGCCCUCCUCCUCCAUAGGAGCUGCCACCCAGGGGUCACCCUGUGAAAUGGGUCUGGAGACCAGGAGCCUCUCUCUAAUUGAGAGGAACACUGGAUCUCCCCUAAAAUUACAUGGGGAAAGGAGGAAAACCCUAUCAGAUUGUAGAGAUGUGGAGGAUAAAGAACCCUGGGUAAAAAUAGUGCUUUUACGUCAGUGAUGAGAAACCUUAUAAAAUUGUUGGUGGGAACCACUUAUAAGGCAGUAGAGAAAAACUGUUGGGUUAGAAACCUUAUAAAUAUGUAGGAAAAAAAAAGCCCUUUAAGUCUAGCAGAAAAAAACCUAUAAACCGUAGUGGAUAAAAGCCCUAUUAAUUGUAGGAAGAGGUCCCAAUGUGUCUCUAGACAACCCUAUAAAACUGUAUUGAAAUCCUUGUGAAACUGUAGGGUCAGGGAAGUGCAGGGAGUAUGAUGGCCUUGACUUGGGAGGAGUGACCCUCAGAAGGUAUAGAAGAGCCUCCUGUGGACUUGUCCCAGCGUUCUCUCCCACUGGAUGAUGGGGGAGCCUCUCUCCCAGAAGCCUUGGACAAUGACACUGAGGAAAAUGCUCAGCUGGGGAGUAGUGUGGGAAUUGGGAGGCACUGGAAAAGGGAAGAAAACAGGAGAAAACUAAGUGCUGAGGAGCACUCAGAUCCACAGAAGGGAAACAACCCAGGAGCUAGGAGGAGAAAGUCCGGCUCCUUGCACUGGGAGUCCCUUGGGGUAUGAAGCCAAUCUUAAAUGUGUGUUAGAGGAAGAGGCCCAUGGAAUUCCUUAUCAGAAAGAGCCCAAAUAUGGGGAAGGAGAAAAAAUGAUGGCAAGCCUUUUUAAAAGCUGAGGUUUGGGGUGCAUAGAAAUUUUAAGAAUACUGGGAAAUUACCACACAAAUUAGGGGGAUUUCUGUUAGAGUUCUUUGAGGAAAGCAAACUAAGGUGGAGAAGCUGUGUUCAGAUGGAACCCAGCAAACUGGCUGCCUCAACCUCCCUGUUUCUGGGAGCUUGUUAAACUUCAAGUACAAGCAGAUUGCAGCUCAGACCACUAGGGCUCUUCCCCAGCCAGGUAGGACCACCCUUUCCCCAGCCCAGCUGGGGCCUUGUACUCUGAGAGACCUCCAGGGAUGGAGGGUCCCUCCUGCCACAUUCUCAGGUCUCACUGUCAGGAAGCUUCUCCUGACAUCUAACUGCCACCAGUCGUGCUGCAGUGGCAGCCCAUUUCCUCUAUCCUCAGUGGAGAGGGAGAAUUGCUGCUAGUCGACCUCCAAAGAAUAAAGCCCUUCAGAGAUUCAAGGCCUGUGUGUGGUUAAAUCCUCCCUAGACUUCUCUUCUCCAAGUCAACAAGAGCCAGUUGUGGGUUCUCUGUGGCAACAAAGAACAGCAAGUCGACAGGACAGAGAGCUUUGAUUAGCCAGCAAUAUGCUUUUAAACCUCUCAUCUGAGCUGUUGGCAAGGCUGCUGGCAGGCUGAGCCAGCUUGCAUGUAGCAGUGGGUGUCCCAACACCCCACAGACUGCACCACAGGUCCCCGGAGACUAUAUGGAGGCCUGACCACCUUCCUCACCCUGGUACCCGGAGCCCUCUGAGGUUGUGACAACCCCAUCCAAUCACAGUCUUGGGAAGGGAUUCAUUUCACCCACUUGGCUCCUCUCCUUAGCCAGAAACCUUCAGAGGGAAAUGGAAGGAUGAGAAACACUCCCGGCCAGGCCUGUCUCCUGUCCUCACACAUCACACACAAUUACCCGCAUUAAACCCAGCCAAAGCUGCUGACGUGAAUGGGUGUGUGUGGCAAGGGAGACUGUUGCCCUGUGAAAUGGUUGAAGAGAGAAAUCUCUUGAAACAUCUGAAACAGAACCCUACCCCCUAGCCCUAGAGACCCUUAAAUAAGGAGAGGGCUCUGUCCUGUGCUGGGCCCAGAGGAAGUGCCACUGACACACUGGGACCAGUGGUCUGCAGUAAGAACUGAGAUACCAGGUGAGGUGGCCCUUCAGGAGUCGCAUCCCUGAAGAGGUGACCCGAAUUUCUACACAGCUGUGGAAGAGACAUCUAAUUCCAUUAUGUUAAUGUUUAAAAGGUGAAAGUCUUCACCCUUCAUUUCUCUUGCCCCCAAAGGGAUAACCCUCAAAUUCAAGGAUCAAAAUCUAGAAUAUUGUAGGAGGAAAAACCCAGGUCUGCUGGGGAUAAGGAAAAGAAAGGCCUUGUCUGUGGGGAGAUCCUUGGUAACAUCUGCAUAAAGUCCCAACCCACCCAAGUGCCAGGCUUGAAAGCACUGCUGAGAGGCAAGGAGCCUGCUGAAUCUCUGCUGACAGAAGCAUCAACAAAGGGGGUGUCCCUGCGACUGAGGAAAAAGGAGACAAUCCUCCAAGCAAAGCAGAUUUUUUUCCCCCUCUAAGAUGGUAGCAGAAAGAAACUUCAGUUGUAGAAACAAACCCCUUGUAAAGCUAGCAGCAGAUCCCCUUGGAAAUAAGGCUGAGAUCUGUCUCCAGAAGAGCCCUGGGGAGCAGUCUUUUGGGCUCAGUGGACAGUCCGGGGGGAAGUGGUCAGUGUGGUCAAUGGCCAACUGCAGGCCUCUUGAGGACUAGGGUGUAGCAUACAUAGGAUACUCGUGUGUUGUAGGCAUGGGUGAGGGCCAGGAUUGUCAGUUCUGGUACUGAUGGAUCAUGUGGACACUUCUUAGUUGGGGUCUGGGGUCUCAUAGCAGGAAAGGGGCAGAAUCAGAGAAUCUGGAGGUGUGGCCUGCUUUCUCUUGCCCUCAAACUCCCUUUAGCCAAGUGCUUCCCUCCCAGAGCGAGCUACAUCUUAGGAGGAACUAAGCAGGCUAGGGGAGGUGGCAGUGUCCAGUCCCUCUCAUCAACUGAGCCAGAGACCCAGGGGUUGCAGCACUUGUCCACCAGAACUGAGUCUGGAAGGCACAGUUGUUGCCAAACCCUCUUAUCCAACUCCAUGCAGGCCUGACUCCAGAAGUACCCCAAUGGAGGGGCCCAACAGACAAGGUCACAGUCAUUGGUGAAAGCAGAGGGGAGAGUAGAAUCUGAUCCUGAGCUUUGGGUGAAACUUGAAACUGCUAUGGAUAUGGAGAUCAGACAGCAACUUGAAUGAACUGGGAAUGAAUCCUGAAUGAUGGGGAAACUUAAAACCAUCACAACCAAGAGGUGGGGUUCUAUGACAGCUGCCCCUGAGGUGAGCAGCCCCCAGACUCCUUUGCACCCAUUAAGUCCCCUCACCUGACUUGUCCCCCUGGAGUGAAAAGUGGCCCCAUUUUAGAGUGUUGUGUGUCAGUAACAGCGUUGUGUCACCUUUGGUCAUGUUGAUUAGUUGAAGAGAAUAAAGGGAAUAAGAUUUCCUGGG
Molecule: messenger RNA, 7317 nt
Organism: Manis pentadactyla (Chinese pangolin)
Lineage: Eukaryota; Metazoa; Chordata; Mammalia; Pholidota; Manidae
Gene: ZNF629
Product: zinc finger protein 629
Exons: 3
Coding region: 1399-4008 (869 amino acids)
Biological process (GO): negative regulation of transcription by RNA polymerase II
Molecular function (GO): DNA-binding transcription repressor activity, RNA polymerase II-specific
Source: RefSeq, a predicted model, not a curated record